AGUAGCUUAAUGGAACACAGUGUUGUAGCUAACAUUUUCUGCAAGAGCGUAAAUUGCCGCCAAUAAAAUUUCCAUUCUUAAACGGUGCGCUGGUGUUACGCCCCGCUAUAUUGGAGCAACUUUUUUCCCGGUAUUGAUUUUUUUUGCGAUAUAAAUUGUUGUUGUAUAAGGGUGGCGUUAGGUGCAUUGAUAUGUUGGCCUGCUAACGUCCAACCCAGAAAUAUCUUUAGAAAAUUUUCCGUGCCUUCGUAUCCGGCGAAUAAUGCCCUACUUUAAACGUAUUGUAGCAUUGUAACGUUAUCCCGAUGCCGUCGAGAUGCAAUAUUUUAGCCGGCUCGAAUAUCCCGUAAAUUGACUAUCGGUUGAUUCGGUUGGUCCAACAAACCGACCACUUGACGUAACGGAAUAGAUUUUCCUUGUUCCUCUGCGACGAUCAAUGUGUCCAGAAAAAUCCGCGAUAGCUGAAUGUACGUAAUGCUACGUAUACCGUAUAAUAUGCUAACGGUGGGAAUGGAGAAAAAACCGGCGCAUGUACCCAGCUCUGUGAUUUGUUAGAUAAACGCUGACGGGGAUGCGCUGGCGCUGGACUGAAACACUUAAUUGACAGCCGGGUCUGUACGUCGUCGGGUUGAGUUUAUGUUUUAUUCGCCGGAGCGCGUACAUAUUAAGCAUCAGGGAGUUUCCUCGGCUGCGCGUGAAACCGGAUGUGGGGCUGUUGCUCGCACAUUGUUUUCUGAUUUCAUUUAUCCAGUCUGCAUUGUGCAUUUUGAUGCGUACUCGAUGCGAUUGAUGAUUUUUUGGAGAAUAUAAAUUUGUGCCUAGAUCUGGUGCUUAGUAUAUAAAGCGUACUCGGAUAUUUAGCCAAAUAUGAUUAAGGACUAACAUUUCCGGUGCCCGGUACAUAUACCCUGAAGAAUGGCCGACCCGGAGAAAUGGGUCGGCGAGGCGGACGCCCUCAACAUGGAUACCGACGAGACUUUGGAGCAGGAGCUGACAGAGGAUCCGGCCGAUAUCCAACCCAAAUUCUUCCGCACCCCCUCCGUCGACCUGAUCCCAACGGCAGCCGCCGUAGCCGCCGCCCGCCGGCGCAGCUCGGUUCGCUCCAUUAAACGGUCAGCGGCCAGUGCCGAAGCGCGCCGGCGCAGCUUCGCUACGUCACCCCACAAAUCAGCGGUGCCGCCGUUUGAUGCCGCUGCCGGGGAGGUAUCUAUUGAGCUGGAGGACAGUCGACCCUACCCACCGCGCCUGGAGACCGACGACGAGGAGAUUGCACGCUUUGGGGGCCCGUAUACGUGGCGCGAUCUGAAGGAGGAGAUGAAGGGUCUGUGCACGCUGAAGACACUCCAGCGGAAGCUGCCCAUUACGGCCUGGCUGCCUAAGUAUUCCCGGGAGGAUCUGAUGGGGGAUGUCGUGGCCGGAUUAACUGUUGGCCUCACAGUGGUGCCCCAGUGCUUAGCCUACGCCCAAAUUGCCGAUCUCAAUUUGAAGUACGGACUGAAUUCGGCCUACAUGGGCUGCUUCGUGUACGCACUGCUGGGCACCUCCAAAGACGUCACCGUCGGACCAACGGCCAUAUUGUCCCUGCUCACCGGGGCGUUCGUUGUGCGGGAUGCCGGCCGGGAGGGCGAGUGGGCGGUUCUCCUGUGCUUCUGCGUCGGAUGUUUUCAAUUGCUCAUGGGAUUUUUACGCUUAGGAUUCCUUAUUAACUUUAUCUCUACGCCGGUCGUUUCGGGAUUUACACAAGCCGCGGUUGUUGUUAUAAUCCUCAGCCAGAUAAAGAACCUCAUGGGUCUUCCCAGCUUCGGCAGUGCCAAGGACAACAUCAUCCAAACACUCGCCGGUUACUACAGCAAAAUCGACCGCACAAAUGGUUGGGAUGUGCUGAUAGGCAGCAUCUGUAUCACCCUGCUGCUGCUUAUGCGUGAAAUGAAGAUGCCGGCUUGGAGAGCGUCGGAGGGUGCGGCCGCUGGGACACCACCGCGAUGGUGGCGGGCGCUGAAGGAGACCAUUCGAUUAAUGAGCGUUUCGCGCUACGCCAUCGUCGUGGUGCUGGCCACCGCCCUGCAGUUCGUCUUCCACCACAACAACAUUAAGGGACUAUCGGUGGUGGGCGACGUUAAUGCGGAGUUGUCGCCGCCUGUCCCGCCCAGCUUCAACGUGGAGGGCCGCUCCUUCGGCAAUGUCCUGGCCACCUUCGGCUCGGGCCUGGUGCUGGUACCGCUACUGGCCACCAUGGAGUCCAUCGCCGUGGCCAAGACCUUUGCUCAUAAAUUCCGCUACAACAUCGACACCACCCAGGAGUUCCUUGCCUUGGGCGCCGGCAACCUCAUCUCCUCCUUCUUCGGCUCCUAUCCGGUCACUGGCGCCUUCACUCGCUCCGCCCUCAACGCCGAGAGCGGUGUGCGAACGCCCCUGGGCUGCAUCGUCACAGGUGGUUUUGUGGUGGUGGCCAUCGUGGCUCUGAAGUCGCUCUUCCAGUACAUUCCCAAAGCUGCACUGGCGGCGGUGAUCAUCUGCGCCUGUCUGACCAUGUUCGACUUCCAGAUCUUCCGCGAACUGUGGUUUAUUCGCAAAUCAGAGCUCUUUGUCCUGAUCUUGACCAUGGCCAUGUGCCUGUUCCUGCGCGUGGAGUACGGCCUUCUCAUCGGUCUGACCGUUUCCAUCCUCAUGCUGGUUUACCCAAUGGCGCGGCCGGUAGUCAUUGUCCGGCGCCGGCGGAAGUCCCUGUUGAACCGCAGCCCCAAUAUGCGGCUGGAUGAAUGCCGCAUUAACGUCAUUCCACAGGGCGCCAUCUUUUUCCCAGCGGCCGAGUACGUCAAGGAGGUUUUCAAUGAUCCGCUGUUCAGCGUGCCGGUAAAGGCGCUGACCACCCCCCGGGAGUCCAACGCGAACGGGGAACUGCGCGGUGGGAUGGCGCUGCGGGACGCCCUGCCGCCUAUCAUCUUCGACGGAAUCCAUCUGACCAGUUCGGAUUAUUCGACCCUGCGGGCGCUGCGCAGUGUUUUUGUUAACUGCAAGGCCAACCAUCGGGAUAUUGUCUUCGUCAAUACAUCCGACGAAAUCCUGGAUAUUAUUAUGCCCUUUCGCAAAAAGACGCUGCCAGCUGUUGCGGCCAGUGCCGGGCCAGAUGAUGCAGAGGAACAGCAGCAUCCGGUGCCCAGCAAGCACCCCAAUUAGGAUCGUCGAAUUGUCAACGGUACGAGCAUAUAUAGCGAAGACCGAUCUCUGAUGAUCUCCAUGAGCAAUCAAAAAGCGUACUGCCACGCUGCCACGUGCCGAAGCAGAGUUUAAUUAUAGGGUUUGCCGUGAUAUUGUGGUGUUUGCCGAGAUAUGAUGGAUUUUCCCGGUGGGGGAAAACAAUUACGAAUGCAUAGUAUUUAGGUUACUGAUGGAUUUCCUGAUGCAGUCUACGAAUUCACGAUAAAGUGUGUCGCUGCCAAUUUUAUCGCAAACGUUGUCAUGUUCAACAGUUAAGCUGAAUGCGAUACCUAUAACGUCUAAGCAUGUUACUUCCUGUCGACUAUCUUUAAUUUACUGGAUUUGUAUUUGGUAAUUUAUUAUUGGUCUGCAGUAGGGUUUGCGUACCAGACUGGUGUUGUGAAAAUUGAGGAUCUUGAUUUAGCAAUAAGAGGUUUCUGGCCAGAUUGUCAUAGUGUGUGCUCUUUGUGUCGGUGCUGUAGUGAUGGUUGUUGCUUGAUGCCUGACUGGUAAAGUUGAACCUGGUCUACUUUAUUAUCACUUCAAUGGUUAAAACAUGUACGUUACAUAAAUGACACCUCAUCGA
Molecule: messenger RNA, 3784 nt
Organism: Paramacrobiotus metropolitanus
Lineage: Eukaryota; Metazoa; Tardigrada; Eutardigrada; Parachela; Macrobiotidae
Product: sodium-independent sulfate anion transporter-like
Exons: 8
Coding region: 916-3177 (753 amino acids)
Biological process (GO): transmembrane transport
Cellular component (GO): membrane
Molecular function (GO): sulfate transmembrane transporter activity
Source: RefSeq, a predicted model, not a curated record